AUGUGCAAUGCCACACCAGUCGCCGAAAAAAUUACUAGGACAGCGCAGUCGGGCUGGGCACCGUCGGAUGAUCUGAAAUGUAAAAAGAUGCUGAGGAUGGAUCACUUCCAACAAUAUGCCGGUCGCACCCGAAAACAUCCAUCUACUGAGCGGAAAGAGGGCGAGUUUUACCCAAAUGAUAAGGCUGGAACGAAGGAGACUGCUGAACGAUUUAGGGCACACCUCCGCGACCAGCAGCCAUUCCAUUGGAAUAGUCUUUUUGCAGAAGACGCAAAGCUCUGCGAGAACGGAUCAAUAGUCGAUCCAAUCAGUUUCAUUACACGUCUUGCGAGCGGCGACUACGUGCCCACGGGGCCUAUAGUAUCAGGUAACUGGGAACACUAUGUGGAGAUUGCUCGGGAAUUUGUGAUUUAA
Molecule: messenger RNA, 414 nt
Organism: Melampsora larici-populina 98AG31
Lineage: Eukaryota; Fungi; Basidiomycota; Pucciniomycetes; Pucciniales; Melampsoraceae
Exons: 5
Coding region: 1-414 (137 amino acids)
Source: RefSeq, a predicted model, not a curated record